UCCUAACCCAAGCUUAUAGGAGGGGAGGGGGAAGGCAGGAGGCGGGCUCGGGUCUCCCCGGGUGCUUUAUUUGCAAAGCCGAGCCCGCGGGGCUCCGCCCGUCCCCCCGAAGGGAAAGCGACCUUCCUCUGGGUGCAGAAUUCAACCAGCCGCUGCUGCCCGCCUGAAAUUGACGCGACCUAGCUGGCUUACAGCCCAAUGGUCAAUUUGACCGGCAGCUUCGCUGCUGCGUCUGCCCGAGCUCCCGGGGCGGGCGGGCGAGGUGGAUGGAGACGCCGAUCGGGGACGAUCGCCCCAGCUCCGCCCGGAGAAGGCGAGCAGGAAGCCCGGAUUAUUAUGGGUUUGGAGGAGAGCUGCUGAACAGCACCGGGGUGGCAGCGACGGCGGCGGCGGCGGCUUUCCCUUGGCCAGCCCUGCGCUCCUCCACCUGCCGCCUCUUUUCUUCUUCUUCUUCUUCCUCCUCCUCCUCCUCCUCCUCUUCCUCUCCUAGCCCCCCUCCCCGGGCCUGGAUCGCCCCCCCUCUCCUCCCUCCCCAUCGCCCCCGCCGUCUUUCUCCUCGCCUGGCUCCCUUAGAAACGAUGAACGGAAAACCAUGAUGCUGGAGAGCCAGAGCUCAACUCAGGAGAUUGGAGAAGAAUUUGAAGAUAGCGUGAUUUACAGUAUUUCUCUCCGGAAAGUUCAGCUCCAUCACACAGCCAACAAAGGCCAGCGAUGGCUGGGCUUUGAGAACGAGUCGGCCUUGAACCUCUACGAGACGUGCAAAGUGCGGACGAUCAAAGCCGGCACCCUGGAGAAGUUGGUGGAAUACCUGGUCUCGGCGUUCAAAGGCAACGAUUCCACCUACGUGACGAUUUUCCUCUGUACCUACCGGGCGUUUGCGACCACGAAGCAGGUCCUAGAUCUUCUGCUCAACCGCUAUGGGAAGUUCAACCACCAAGCCAAUGGAGAUCACCCCAGGCACGCUGUGGAUGAGAAGCUGGAGUUGAAAAACACCAUUUCAUCCAUCCUGGGAGCCUGGCUUGAUCAAUACUCCGAAGACUUCCGUAAACCGCCGGAUUACACCUGCCUUAAGCAGCUGAUCAUUUACGUCCGGCUUAAUAUCCCCGGCUCGGAUUUGGAGAGGCGAGCGCGAAUCCUCUUCACUCAGUUCCAGCAACAAGAGCGGGCCGAGGCUGAAACGGAAGAUCAUCCCAGUUGCCCUCUGAGGUUGGAGGAUGAGAACGGCCUGAGCGAAGGCAAGUCGGAGUUCUUGUCCUUUUCUCCGGAGAUGGCGGCUGAGCAGUUCACCCUGAUGGAUGCUGAGCUCUUUAAGAAAGUGGUGCCUUAUCACUGCCUCGGUUGCAUCUGGUCUCAGCGGGACAAGAAGGGGAAGGAACAUUUGGCCCCCAGCAUCCGGGCCACCGUCUCCCAGUUCAACAGUGUCACGAAUUGCGUCAUCGCCACCUGCCUCGGGGACAGGAUGCUGAAGCCCCAGCAGAGAGCCAAAGUGGUGGAGCGAUGGAUCGAAGUCGCCCGGGAAUGCCGCAUCCUGAAGAACUUCUCCUCCCUCCGAGCCAUCCUUUCUGCCCUCCAGUGCAACGCAGUUCACCGGUUGAAAAAGACCUGGGACGAGGUGUCGCGGGAGAGCUGCCGCAUGUUCCACGAAUUAUCCGAAAUCUUUUCGGACGAGAACAAUCACUCCUUGAGCCGGGAGCUGCUGAUUAAGGAAGGGACCUCCAAGUUUGCCACGCUGGAGAUCAACCCCAAAAGAGCUCAGAAGCGCCUGCAGCAGCAACGAGAAAUGGGUGUAAUGCAAGGCACCAUUCCUUACCUGGGCACUUUCUUGACCGACCUGGUGAUGCUGGACACGGCCAUGAAGGAUUAUUUAGAGGGAGGCCUGAUCAACUUUGAGAAAAGGAGGAAGGAGUUCGAAGUCAUCGCCCAGAUCAAGUUGCUUCAGUCGGCUUGUAAUAAUUACAGCUUCAAGAAGGACGAUCGGUUCGGGACUUGGUUUCACAGCGUGGAACGCCUCAGCGAAGCCGAGAGCUACGGCCUUUCGUGCGAGAUCGAACCCUUGUCGGAAUCGGCCAGCAACACACUGAAAGCCAAGAAGAACACGGGCAUCAUUAAGCGGUGGAGCGACCGACAGGCCCCCAGUACCGAUUCCUGUGCCAGCGGCAGCUCUCACUCCAAGUCCUUUGACCAGUUGAAGUGCGGGCCGUAUCUCUGCAGCAGUGAUGGGGCCGAUUCGGUCAGCAUCACCUCGGCGGGUUCCAGCAGCUCCGACGUGGAAGAGAUCAACAUCAGCUACAUUCCUGAUUCGCCCGAGGUUCAAGAGAAGAAGGUACAGGACCACGGCUCGCUGGGAUCCACUCGUGCCCAGGGGGUCAGGCGGCAGUUUUGGGAAUCUACCUCAUUGUCCUCCUUGGAUACGUCGGGUGUCGGGUCAAGUUCCAGCAGCGCUUCGUCGUCGUCCGUCUCCUCCACGCCGGUGACCGUGUCCCGUACGCACAAACGCUCCGUCUCGGGAAUUUCCAGCUAUUCCUCUCUCUCGUUGCCUCUUUAUAACCAGCAGAUCGAUGAUUGUUGUAUCAUCCGAGUCAGCUUGGCGGUGGAUAACGGAAACAUGUAUAAAAGUAUUUUGGUGACGAGCCAGGAUAAAACCCCGGUGGUGAUUCGGAAAGCGAUGGCCAAACACAACCUGGACGGGGAUCGGCCGGAAGAUUAUGAACUCAUCCAGAUCAUCUCCGAAGAGAGAGAGCUCAAAAUUCCCGACAACGCCAACGUCUUCUACGCCAUGAACUCGGCCGCCAAUUACGACUUCAUGCUCAAGAAGCGAGGCUUCUCCAAAGUGAUCAAAAUCAAGCACGGCUCCAGCUCCACGCUCCCCAGGGUGAAACAGAAAGGAUUGAAAAUCGCCAAAGGCAUCUUCUAACCGAGGGGUGGGGGGGAAAGGGUGGGGGGGGGGGGGUCUCCGUGUCCCCCCCUCCCACUGACUCUCCAGGUUGUCGUCCUGCCCCCCCACCACCACGGGCCCUUCUGUCUUAAGCCACACUGGGGCGUCUGUAUAUGUGAGACGAUGACGCCUCUAGUUACCUAAGCCUCGGAUUUUCGCCCGGGAAUUUAGGAACAUUGGUGAGAUCUUCAAGAAAUUGGUGGCUCCUUCUCAACCAAGCUUCUGCAGACUUCUGAGCGUGUGGGAUGUGUCGGCAGAAGUUGCCUUUAAAAAGAUGUGUAUUGCUGGGGGGUUUCUUCCUCCCCCCCAACUCCGAUCCGGGGAGGAUUUUUAGCCUUUAAAAAAAACAAAACAAACCCGAAAAUAUAAAAAUACAAAAUUCACCUCUCUCAAGGUCUAAAGGACUCCACAGCCUGUGGCUGCGUGAACUUCCCCGUCCACCGUUUCUGCCUUAUCUUCUGUUGACCAACAAAGACUGGCGACUUCGACAACUUCUGAAAGGUUUUUUUUUUUCCCCACCGUGGACGUACCGGAAGAGCAAAGGAUGUGGAAUCGGGAGUGGUUCCCCCCCGUUUCCGUAUCGCGAGGAAGACUCGACACUCGACACUUUCGUGGCCCGGGAAAGUGGAAUUUCCUGUGGGAAUUGGAGAAGGGAUAUAUAUGUGUGUGUGUGUGGCUGAAGAUGGCCUUUUAGGAUGCCAGACCAAGCCACCAGAUCAUUAACUUCUCCAUUUUUUUAUUUUUUAUUAUUAUUAUUAUUAAUAUCUGGCCUUUUUAUUUUCUUUUAAGAAGAACCUGCACCAAAGAUCUUAACAGCACUGGUUGUUUUGUUUUUCUGUUGUUGUUUUUUUUCAGUCGUCAAAUCUCUCGGCUGACACACUAGGAGUAAAACAAAAAACAAAAAACACUUAGCUUUUGUACAGACGCGUGUAAAUAAAAUUUGUGGAUUGGACGAAGAAUCGGGGCGAGGGACGAACCGAGAGCUCUAAAGUGUGAGGCCAUUCCUCACCCUCCCCCCUUCACCCCAAUAUGGGGCUCCUGACCCCAAUGGACAGGUACCACUUUUGUGUUGACACGGACUUCAGCCCUGACUACGAAGUAGCUUCUGUGACUGAUUUUUUUUUCUUUUUUGUAAAAAACAAAACAAAAAACAAGCCUCGACGAGAAUCGACCCCGCUUUUCCUGAAUUUACUAAUUCCCUCGAUAUUUAUUGUUUGUAAAUAGCCCGGUUGGAUUUAUACAUUUUACUAACCCUGUCUUUAAAAAGUCCGUGACGUUCCCUUUUAUUUUCUGUUUUUUUUUUUUUUUUAAAGGGUUUUGUGGAGGGGCGAGGGAAAUUUUAGGUGUGAAAGGAAGGGUGAAGCAGAAACUCCAGUUUUAACAUCUCGGGUUGUUUCCGAGAGCUUUGUGGUUUGAGUGCAAAGAGCUUGGAGGAAUUCAGGCAAGGAGAGAGAGAGAUAAAGCUCCCCCAAAUGCAUCAAGGCUUAAUAAAUUCAUCCUUAAAACUUCAAAACAACAACAACAAAACCCAUAAGGAUAAACUGGCUUCUUUCGCAGCCCAGAAUUCAGUGCCCAGAGGCAGCUUAGGAGGGAGAUGUAUUUAACUGAGGAGAGGGCAUUGCUCGCCCCUCCUUCCCCGAUGCCUCAAAGCCACGCAGGGAAAUCUGAAUUUUUGCAGUUUCAUGGAUUCUUGUUUCUUGGCAGAGAAUCCUCAAUUCGAAUCGAAAGGCGACGUCAAACGCCGGUGGCUCCAUUGGGCCACGGAAAUCUCCAGUUUCCAAGCCACGUGCCAAGAACCUGGAUGGGGCAGCAUCUUCUCCGCUGAAUCUUCUCUUUUGGGAUCCCCAAAAGAUUUGGGGACUCUCCUCUUUUGGGAUCCCCAAAAGAUUUGGCAAUCUUCUCUUUUGGGAUCCCCAAAAGAUUUGGCAAUCUUCUCUUUUGGGGAUCCCCAAAAGAGGGGGGUACCCCACUGCUUUUUCGAGCCUGUUUAACAGGAAGAUACUUAAAGACCCCCUCAAGAAAAACCAACCCACCCACCCACUAACACCGGUGGAUUUUUCCACCACCACCCCACCUCUGCCUAUGAAGGAAAGGAUCGUCUUCCUGAAGGCAGAGGCGAAGUUCCUCCUCGCCUCCCAUCUUUUUCCACACACCCACCACCAUCUUUUCCACCCCCUUCCCAACUUUUUCUAGGAUCCUCAUCGGAUGCUUUUUAUGAAUUCCUGCGCCCUAAGAAGGCAACGCUGAUUUUUCUAGUCUCGCUUGUUUUACAGUUUCCCUGGUGGGCAGGGGGUGUGCGGAAUUGGUGGCCUCCUGUUCAGCUGCUUGGCUGGGAGGAAGGAAGGGGGCUUAAGGGGUCCUUUUCUACCUGGAGGCCACCUUCUCUCUGUUGAUCGGCCAGGUGAAUGCUUUCUGCCCCCCUCCGCUUCCCCAAAUUGGCAAGGAUUUGCCUUCCUUGGGACAACACGCCGUCCCUUGACCAUACCGAGAUGCUAUUAAGGGGGUAUCGGGCUUUAUAAUUCUUGCCUAAAUAUUUUUAGCCUUCUCUCUCCCCCCACCCCCCUUUUUGCUGGGGGUUGGUGUCAGGAGGCUUGUCUCCAGCCAAUUCCACAACCAGUGUGCGAGUGAGCUGUCUAGGCGAGGUCAAAUUUUGUACCUAUUUCUGUGAAGUAGCACACUAAUGCUGAUGUAAGUAGCCUUUUCAAUUAAAAGAGAAACCGGUCCUAU
This is a messenger RNA of Pantherophis guttatus, 5662 nucleotides long. RefSeq names its product ral guanine nucleotide dissociation stimulator (gene RALGDS). Gene Ontology annotation, biological process: Ras protein signal transduction. Gene Ontology annotation, molecular function: guanyl-nucleotide exchange factor activity. Gene Ontology annotation, cellular component: plasma membrane. The record is from RefSeq and is a predicted model, not a curated record. Lineage: Eukaryota; Metazoa; Chordata; Lepidosauria; Squamata; Colubridae.